AAUAUUUUAGGGCAUCUGUUAUCGGUUUUAUAAAAAUUGCUACAUUUUUUGGUUUUAUUUUGUUUAUUUAAUAUGAAAACUAGAUAAACAAUAAAUUUUUAGACAAUACAAAUACUUUCUAAAAUUUCAAACCGACAUUUGUGCAUAUAUACUGCAUAUACCUUUAAAAGUGUUCGGCAUCGGAGCUAUAAAACUGAUUUGUGUUCUAUUAUGAAUAUAACAAAUAUUAUUCCUGAAUCCAAAAAAUAGUUUGCUUCAGGAAAUACAAAGCUCAGGAAAUCAAAAAAAAAAUUUACCCAACACAUGUGCCUGCAUUUAUGCAUGCACAUGAAAUGCUUUUAUACGACCUGUAACUUAAAUCAUUCAAUGGAUCAAAACAUUGUAAACAUGGCUUACGAACGUUAUGGAAUACUUCUUCAGAAUGAGCAAUAUGAAGAUGAUUUAGUAAACUCGAAAGGCGCUCAAAAAAUGAAUAUGCAAAGUAUAAGCAAUGUUAUACUUUCAGAUAGUGUACCUCUUAGUAGUCACGUAAACUUACACAGAAAUAAAGUAUUUGAAUCAGCUAUUCAGGCAGAACCGAAAAGUAGUGACAACGAAACAAAUUCUAAUAUACAUGGAAAAUUUCAAUUGAAAGAAUCUGAGAAUUUAUUUGCCUCGAAACCAAGAAAGAAUACCAAUAUUGGAUAUCAAAUGAAUAUCAACUGUUAUAAAAAUAUCGGCUGUGCGGAAAAUCAGGAAAUUUCAAAGAACGUGGCCAAUAGCCUGCUAAGUAGUUCUGUCGACGGUAAUUCACCUUUCCUACCCUCAGAUACAACAAUACUAAAUCCACCUGGAAAGUCAAGGCGGUGGGAACAAAAGCUGGUUCAAAUUAAAACUAUGGAAGGAGAGUUUAGUGUUACAAUGUGGGCUUCCGGAAUAUCUGAUGAUGAAUACUCGGGGUCGGACCAAAAUGUUGGCGAGUCCGAAUUUUUGAAGGGAAAAGAUUUUGAACGUGUCACGACCCAACAAAACAAGGACUUUGAUCAGGUAGAAUCUAUGUUACAGCAGGAGGUAUUUACUCAUGAACCACAGACGCUUGAAAUGCAGCCACCUAUAAGCUCAGUUCCAAUCAUAGAACCGUUAAUAAAAGGGAAAGGAGUUCUGUCUCAUGAAAAUAAUCUUUCCACUCAGAUUUUGACUAAAUCAACCUUAAGCUUCGAAGAUCCAAUCUUGAUUUCUGAUUCCACAAGUAUACAGAUGGUAAAUGAAACUGCCGCCCUGACAAUUAAUAAUCAUAGAAUAUUAAGUAAUGACAAUACCGGCGAUCUUCAUACUUCCACUAGCUCGGUGCCAUUUGGUCUUCGCUUACAGGAAAGGCAACAAACUGAUUGCUUAUCACAAUUGCCAUACAACGACAAUACAGGUUCGAACGGCAGCACGGAUCAAGGUUAUAAUGUAUCUGAAGUCACAGUGGCCUAUCCUAACGAUAAAAAAAUUGCUUGUCCUCAUAAGGGUUGCCAUAAAAAUUUUAGAGAUUCGUCUGCGAUGCGCAAACAUUUACACACUCACGGUCCACGUGUUCAUGUUUGCGCAGAAUGUGGAAAAGCUUUCGUAGAAAGUUCAAAACUCAAAAGACAUCAGUUGGUUCACACAGGAGAAAAACCAUUUCAGUGUACUUUCGAAGGAUGUGGAAAACGAUUUUCACUGGAUUUUAAUUUAAGAACACAUGUACGAAUACAUACUGGAGAUAGACCAUUUGUAUGUCCGUUUGAUGCCUGCAACAAAAAGUUUGCUCAAUCCACCAAUUUAAAAUCUCACAUAUUAACUCAUGCGAAAGCAAAGAGGAAUACUACAAGCAUUUCGCGCAAAAGUGGUUGUUUAAACCAUGAGUCUAACACCCAGAGUGAAGAUAAUUCUACGAAAUUUAUUAAGGUUGAGUUACGGGAUAGUGUUUCAGAAAACCAUGUUCCCUUUGUGGUGUAUGCAGACUGAAACCGUGUAUUGACCCUAUUUCAAGAUCUAUCUCGAUCAAAUUUUUGAUGUAGAUAGAAAUCGUGAUUCCUAAUAAGAUUCAGAACUCCUUUUUUGAAUUUUCUAAAAAAUUAAUUAAAUCAUAUUUGAAUUCGUCAAAUUUGAUUAAAAUUAGAAAGUAAAAUAAAGGGGUGUAUAUUAUAUUUAUUAUAAAAAUAAUUUUGUAAUGUAUUUUGUAAACAUUAAUAAAAAUUGGACAUAUAUCAGGUUGUCAAAUA
Molecule: messenger RNA, 2228 nt
Organism: Drosophila rhopaloa
Lineage: Eukaryota; Metazoa; Arthropoda; Insecta; Diptera; Drosophilidae
Product: polycomb protein PHO
Exons: 7
Coding region: 304-1971 (555 amino acids)
Biological process (GO): regulation of transcription by RNA polymerase II
Cellular component (GO): PcG protein complex; transcription regulator complex
Molecular function (GO): RNA polymerase II cis-regulatory region sequence-specific DNA binding; DNA-binding transcription factor activity, RNA polymerase II-specific
Source: RefSeq, a predicted model, not a curated record